GCUACAAACGCUCGAACUCAUUAGUUGACAAUAUGGCGGGGCUGAUCAUGUGAUUGCGUAUAUAGCAAUUACAUGUUAAAACUUCCCGACAUCAGACUGGUGAAAUGGCGAGCGGGAGCCGUUUUUUGCUGGUGUUCAGCCUUUUUUUGACUAAUGGUAUAUCUGCAAGACCUUUGCCAUUGAAAUAUGGAUCUGCUCUUGUCGACAAUGCCUCCACAAUGGAAGGAGCAGGCGACAACCAAGCGGAAACAAAAAGAGCGGAUAUCGCCAUGAAUGGGGAAGAAGAGCAAAUCGAUUCAUCUCGUGAGUCACCUACUCACGAGAAAAAAAGUGGAGAAAACGGUGUUCAAUUUACUUUGAAGAAAGGAGCAAAUAUAGUAGAUGCGAAGAAAGAAGAGGACGCCCUUAAAAGAGCUCAACCAAUCGAAAAUGGUCGCGAAAGAAAGGAAGAGGCCGAUCCACCUGGACAGCACCAUGAGGAGGAGGAGAGAGGGGUCCAUCCACCUGAACAGCACCAUGAGGAGGAGGAGAGAGGGGUCCAUCCACCUGGAGAGCACCAUGAGGAGGAGGAGAGAGGGGCCCAUCCACCUGGACAGGACCUUGAGGAGGAGGAGAGAGGGGCCCAUCCACCUGGACAGGACCAUGAGGAGGAGGAGAGAGGGGCCCAUCCACCUGAACAGCACCAUGAGGAGGAGGAGAGAGGGGUCCAUCCACCUGCACAGCACCAUGAGGAGGAGGAGAGAGGGGUCCAUCCACCUGAACAGCACCAUGAGGAGGAGGAGAGAGGGGUCCAUCCACCUGAACAGCACCAUGAGGAGGAGGAGAGAGGGGUCAAUCCACCUGAACAGCACCAUGAGGAGGAGGAGAGAGGGGUCCAUCCACCUGAACAGCACCAUGAGGAGGAGGAGAGAGGGGUCAAUCCACCUGAACAGCACCACGAGGAGGAGGAGAGAGGGGUCCAUCCACCUGAACAGCACCAUGAGGAGGAGGAGAGAGGGGUCCAUCCACCUGAACAGCACCACGAGGAGGAGGAGAGAGGGGUCCAUCCACCUGAACAGCACCAUGAGGAGGAGGAGAGAGGGGUCCAUCCACCUGAACAGCACCAUGAGGAGGAAGAGAGAGGAGUCCAUCCACCUAGAAACCACCAUGAGAGGGAGAAGAGAGGGGUCCAUCCACCUGGAAACCACCAUGAGAAGGAAGAGAGAGGGGCCCAUCCACCUGGAAACCACCAUGAGGAGGAAGAGAGAGGGAUCCAUCCACCUAGACACCACCAUGAGGAGGAGGGAAGAGGGGCCCAUCCACAAGGGCAUCACCAUGAGGAGGAUGAGAGAGGAGUCCAUCCACCUGAAUACAACCAUGAGGAGGAGGAGAGAGGGGUCCAUCCACCUGAAUACAACCAUGAGGAGGAGGAGAGAGGGGUCCAUCCACCUGGACACCACCAUGAUGAGGAGGAGAGAGGGGCCCAUCCAUCUGGACACCACCGUGAGGAGGAGGAGAGAGGGAUCCAUCCACCUAGAAACCACAAUGAGGAGGAGGAGAGAGGGGUCAAUCCACCUGAACAGCAUUAUGAGGAGGAAGAGAGAGGGAUCCAUCCACCUAGAAACCACAAUGAGGAGGAGGAGAGAGGGGUCCAUCCACCUGCACAGCACCGUGAGGAGGAGGAGAGAGGGGCCCAUCCACCUGGACACCACCAUGAGGAGGAGGAGAGAGGGGGUGAUCCACCUGGACCGGACCAUGAGGAGGAGGAGAGAGGGGCCCAUCCACCUCAACAUCACCAUGAGGAGGAGGAGAGAGGGGCCCAUCCACCUGGACAGCACCAUGAGAGGGAGAAGAGAGGGGUCCAUCCACCUGGAAACCACCAUGAGGAGGAAGAGAGAGGGGUCCAUCCACCUGAACAGCACCAUGAGGAGGAAGAGAGAGGGAUCCAUCCACCUAGAAACCACAAUGAGGAGGAGGAGAGAGGGGUCCAUCCACCUGAACAGCACCAUGAGGAGGAAGAGAGAGGGAUCCAUCCACCUAGAAACCACAAUGAGAGGGAGAAGAGAGGGGUCCAUCCACCUGGAAACCACCAUGAGGAGGAAGAGAGAGGGAUCCAUCCACCUAGACACCACCAUGAGGAGAGAGAGAGAGGGGUCCAUUCACCUGAACAGCACCAUGAGGAGGAAGAGAGAGGGAUCCAUCCACCUAGACACCACCAUGAGGAGGAGGAGAGAGGGGCCCAUCCACCUGCACAGCACCGUGAGGAGGAAGAGAGAGGGAUCCAUCCACCUAGAAACCACAAUGAGGAGGAGGAGAGAGGGGUCCAUCCACCUGAACAGCACCAUGAGGAGGAAGAGAGAGGGAUCCAUCUACCUAGAAACCACAAUGAGGAGGAGGAGAGAGGGGUCAAUCCACCUGAACAGCACCAUGAGGAGGAAGAGAGAGGGAUCCAUCCACCUAGAAACCACAAUAAGGAGGAGGAGAGAGGGGUCCAUCCACCUGAACAGCACCAUGAGGAGGAGGAGAGAGGGGCCUAUCCACCUGCACAGCACCGUGAGGAGGAGGAGAGAGGGGCCCAUCCACCUGGACAGCACCGUGAGGAGGAGGAGAGAGGGGCCUAUCCACCUGCACAACACCGUGAGGAGGAGGAGAGAGGGGUCCAUCCACCUGGACAGCACCAUGAGGAGGAGGAGAGAGGGGUCCAUCCACCUGGACAGCACCAUGAGGAGGAGGAGAGAGGGGCCCAUCCACCUGGACAGCACCAUGAGGAGGAGGAGAGAGGGGCCCAUCCACCUGGACACCACCAUGAGGAGGAGGAGAGAGGGGCCCAUCCACCUGGACAGCACCAUGAGGAGGAGGAGAGAGGGGCCUAUCCACCUAGAAACCACCAUGAGGAGGAGGAAAGAGGGGCCCAUCCACCUGGACAGCACCAUGAGGAGGAGGAGAGAGGGGUCCAUCCACCUGGACAGCACCAUGAGGAGGAGGAGAGAGGGGUCCAUCCACCUAGACAGCACCAUGAGGAGGAGGAGAGAGGGGUCCAUCCACCUGCACAGCACCAUGAGGAGGAGGAGAGAGGGGUCCAUCCACCUGGAGAGCACCAUGAGGAGGAGGAGAGAGGGGCCCAUCCACCUGGACAGCACCAUGAGGAGGAGGAGAGAGGAGUCCAUCCACCUGGACAGCACCACGAGGAGGAGGAGAGAGGGGUCCAUCCACCUGGACAGCACCAUGAGGAGGAGGAGAGAGGGGUCCAUCCACCUGGACAGCACCAUGAGGAGGAGGAGAGAGGGGUCCAUCCACCUGGACAGCACCAUGAGGAGGAGGAGAGAGGGGUCCAUCCACCUGAAGAGCAUCAUGAGGAGGAGGAUAGAGGGGUCCAUCCACCUGGACAGCACCAUGAGGAGGAGGAGAGAGGAGUACAUCCACCUGGACAGCACCACGAGGAGGAGGAGAGAGGGGUCCAUCCACCUGCACAGCACCAUGAGGAGGAGGAGAGAGGGGCCCAUCCACCUGGACACCACCAUGAGGAUGAGGAGAGAGGGGUCUAUCCACCCGGACAGCACCAUGAGGAGGAGGAGAGAGGGGCUUAUUUACCUGAGUCUUUCCAAUAUGAAAAUGAGGAGGCAGGCAGAUUCCAUGGAGUGGAAGAGGAUAGUCAAGACCGCCUACGACACCAAGAGUUUGACGGCGAAGAAAGACGCUAUCCGUCUUAUGCCGAGGAUGGUGAUGGCUAUGAAAAUCCCCUUAAUUACGAGAAUUUGCCUCCUUACCCUUCCCACCUCGAGGAGAAAAGAGCGUUUAAAGAGCUGAUUCACCCUCGCCCUGAAUACGAGCAAGUCAACGAUGUUGGUGACGAUUCCCUGCAAGAAGAAAGAGCUCUUCCGUUUGACGAUGAGGAAAGAUCCGUCCCAUCCUCCCAGAGACAGGAGGUUCCCGAUGCUCGUUACCUUGAUGACUUGGAUGAUGAACUACUUCUACAAGAGAUGGAAGAAGAAGCCAAUCCUUUGCCAUAAAAGGAACACAAUGGAUAUCGAAAAUAUUACCCACGGAUGAAUUGUAAAUACAGCGACAAAAGGUGAAACGCCACAAAAAAUUCUUCGCUGCGCACAAUUUAGUGUUAGUGUUAAUGUCUGCACACAACGGAAUACAGGCACGGGUCUAGAUAAGCCGAAACUAGAAUAGUAAUCUUCGAAUUACAUCCAUUUUAAAAAUGGUACUUGCACUUGAGAAUCAAUGUUUCGUAGUCUGCCGUGGCUCAUGGGUAAGGCAUAAAUUGCAGAAUCCGGGAAAAUAUAUAAAUAUAUAUAAAAGCUAACAGGUACAUAACCACUAAAUGGUACAACUUUUUAAACCAUAAAUGGUUUAUUUUUAUGGUCAUUUACGCAUCUAUUUGAUACCCAUGGUGCACUGCGGGCUACGACACAUGGAACAACCGUGUGCAAGUUUUUUUUAAAUAGGUGUAUAUAGACAGAGAGACGGAGAAGUCGAAUUAAAUUAAACUAAUAAAAAUCACGUUCACUUCCUGUGCUCUCGUACCCUCGCUGUAUGCCAUGAAUUCUAGAGGACACUCCGAGAGGAUUCCCGAGGAGACUCGGUGAGGGAUAUCCGAGCCGUUGAAGAUUCCAGUUCGUCGAGAUUCACCAUUUGUGAGCAAUGCAUAAUGAACCAGGUGUAUAGUUUUCGAAACCUUGACUUUUUUAACGUAGUUUGAUAGGAACUUUUAUUGUGUAAAAUUUUCCUCUCAUUGUUUUCUUCUUCAAAAUAUUUUGCUUCGGUGAUGACUUCUCAAGUAAAAUCUAAGUAAUAGGAUGAAUCUAAUAUUAUCCGAAAGCGUGUACACAUUAAUUGCCUAUAAGAUGCUUAAUAAAUAACCCAGAAGAAGGGAUCAUACAAACAA
Messenger RNA from Nematostella vectensis (starlet sea anemone), 4873 nucleotides. Its product is annotated as sarcoplasmic reticulum histidine-rich calcium-binding protein. The record is from RefSeq and is a predicted model, not a curated record. The transcript is spliced from 3 exons. Lineage: Eukaryota; Metazoa; Cnidaria; Anthozoa; Actiniaria; Edwardsiidae. The coding region runs from base 105 to 3989 and encodes 1294 amino acids.